GUUAUUGCGUUGAGUCGCCUCGGCAAGGCAACACGCGUACACGUCACAUCGAAAUCCGGAAAAAUAAACGCGUUUGAUAGCGCCCGCCGUCGAGUUUCAAACGAAUGUUUACAAAAAGGAAAUCCGAAAUCGUGUGCCGUGUUUACGUCCGAUACGUUAUUGUUUCGACGCUUUAAAGUGAACUAGUGAAACAGAGAAGCUAGUAACUAGUUUAUGAAUGGUACCAGUGCUGUACGUUGAACUUGGAUCGCUGGACUGGAAGCACAUUGAGAUAAUAGAGAUAAAACUCGUGAUGUACCGUUGAUGGGGUUUUAAAUGACGCCAGCAAUGUUGGAAGUACCGGAUAAUAUAUCGGAAGCUAGCUUCGUAACGAGCGUGGAAGAGGCUAGUCGGAUCGACCAAUGCACACAAACACCUCCCUGCGGCAAGGCCAGACCACGGAGUCUCCAGCGGUAUAACACAAGCGACCACAUCUACGACAGGCCCAGGCCGUACAGACAGAAGGAGUACAGGCCCAAGAGUUUGGGUCUGUGUGAUUCGUACCAGUGCUUGGGGAAGCCGCCUAGCUAUGACAGUGGAAGCCAAUCGAGGGUCAAGGUGACGGUGACAGAUAGCCCUACCAUCUCAGUAACACCGCCGCACAGCUUGGACUACGAAUGCCCUAAAGGUGGUAGCACACCAAACGGCAGUGUUACACCCAACGGGAUGUUGUCCAACAAGUCUACUCCUACCACGGUGCUGUUGAGCCCGGGGUAUCUCCAGAGCCAUUGUCAAUGUAACCAGUCAAUUAGGAGUGUUAGUGAAGUAGCUUUAUCAAUGCCAGUGCCGGUGACAGGGUGGAGCGAGGACGUGCCAGGCCCGACGUCGCCCGACGGCCUCUCGUGGAGAAGACUGCACAUGUCCAGAGCGAAGCUCAAAGCAACUGCUACCACCUCUGAACUAUUGUCAGGUUUCGCAAUGGUUGCGAUGGUGGAACUGCAAAUAAACGAGCCCACCAACGUCCCGGAAUGGCUGUUCGUGAUGUUUGCAGUGUGCACCACAGUGCUGGUCGCAGUGCACAUCUUCGCCUUGAUGAUCUCCACGUAUCUGCUGCCCAACAUAGACGCUGUGAGCAAGAUGGACGCCCCCGGAGGUCCGGCGCAGGCGCUGAGGGACUCGCCACAUGAGAGGAUGAGAGGGUUCAUUGAACUGGCGUGGGCGUUUAGUACAGUUUUAGGACUAUUCCUGUUUCUGGUAGAGAUUGCUAUCCUGUGCUGGGUCAAGUUCUGGGAUUACUCCUUCGCAGCGGCCACUGCAGCCACCGUUAUCGUCAUUCCAGUAUUAAUAGUGUUCGUGGCAUUCGCGAUUCACUUCUACCACUCACUCGUGGUGCAGAAGUGCGAGACUUCUGUACAAGAUAUCAAGCAACUGGAGAACAUGAAACGGGACCUGGACACAGCCACCGUCAAAGUCAACAUGUACCAAUAGUUUCCACCAACCCGUACUAAAGCAGUGUGGUGGGUUUAAGCCACGUGCGCGCGCUCAUCAAGUAAAACAUCAUGCAACUGUUACAUGAAAUGAAAGUUGGAUACAGCCACCGUCAAAGUCAACAUGUAGUUUCCGCCAACCCGUACUAAAGCAGUGUGGUGGGUUUAAGCCACGUGUGCGCGCUCUUGGAGCAAGAUAUCAAGCAACUGGAGAACAUGAAACGGGACCUGGGCACAGCCAUCGUCAAAGUCAACAUGUACCAAUAGUUUCCGCCAAUCCUCACUAAAGCAGUGUGGUGGGUUUAACUCGAAAUUCCCUCUCUGUUGGUGUGUUAACUUAAAAGGAGUAUCUUGGGAGUUUCAAUUGACAUAUUGAAAAUAGAAAAUUAAGAACUUUAUACUCGAAAAUAAAAAAUCUCAAAAAAUUAUAAUAAUAUCUUAAACCCUUCGAAUAUAAUUUAAGAAAACUAAAAAAAAUAGCUAACGUUGAAAUAUAAAAUAUCACCUUUAGAAUAAGUAGAAAUAAAUAUGAAGUAUGUGCAACAAUUAUAACUAUAGGAAAUUAAUGAAGUACCUUAUAUUUAUUUAUAAUUAAUACUCAGAAUACAGAAAACCACCAGAAGCCACGUUUAGAUGUCAUUCUAUAGUGCGCAGUGUGUCCAAAAAUUGUACACAACAGCCUGCACUCGUCGCAAUUCUCACCCGCGUAAUGUUGCUAGUACAUGAGGCUGUUAAAUUUUUCCCUAUUUUGUGGUAAAAAUUUAUAAUGUUAAAAGGAAAACAAUAAGUGUACAGUUCAUCACAUUAAAUGUUAACUUGUAUGGUAAAUAAUAAAAACAGUGGGACCGGUUUUCUAGUGAUUGCUAAGAGUCAGCAAGAAAAUGAACUCUAAAAAAUUUAAGACAAGGACAAAUAAAUAAUAGAUAUAAUAAGACGGUUAUUAUAAAACUUAUCAACUAACAAACUAAAGAAAUACAUAUUUACAAUAAUAAUUUUAUAUAUUCCAUAUAAUUAUAUUAUAUUAUUAUUAUAAAUAUGUAUUUCAAUCGUGUGCACAGUUAUUAUUAUCUCGUCUUAUUUCUCUAAUUUUUAUGUCUCUUAAAAUUCAAGUAUAAAUAAGGCCAUUGAAUUGGUUUAAUAUCUUUUAAGAAUGUGUUUUGAAGAUAAAAAUAUUUUAUUUAAUCCUCUUGCUCAAACAAACAAGCAAACAAGUAGGUACACAAACAAACAAAAGACCAAACAAGCACACGAAAACAAACAAAUGUGCAAACAAACACACAAACAGACAAGAACGAACGAACUUAUUAUAAUAUAGCACGCCAUUGUUAUUUGUAAAAAAAUCUUAAAGCUUUAAGAUUAUUUUACACUUUCUUUAUCUGCGCUGAUUACCACAAUUUUAUUUCAACUUAAUUGCCGGAACCUAUGCCUACCUAUUUAGUUGAUUAAUAUUUUACAUAAAUAAUAAAUCCUUGAAUUGAAAUUAAAAGUAGGGAAAAUCAAAACAAUUACAUUGGCAACACUUACAAAAUGAAGUCAUCGGUUUCUAUGACAACUAAAUUCACGUAAAAAUUAUUCAUUAUUUUAACAUAAGAAUAUUUAUUUGUGCUACUUACACGUGAAAUGUGAUCCUAUUCAGUUUCUUUUUUCUACCAACGGCAUUUUUACACGAAGGAAUAGCACAAGACGGCUUAAUUUAAUUAAAUUUGUCACCUGUAUAGCACGUCAAACAACACGACAAACACAGAGUGAGUAAUCGUAAAAUGUGUAGUUUAAAUGGCUUCAUUUCUUUGCGCUAUCACUCCUUCUGGUGGUUUUCUGUAUUCUGAGAAUUAAUAUUUAGAAUAUAAUUGUAAGAUUUAAUAAGUCUCAAAGACAUUGUUGUGAUGUUUUAGAUCGACUGAUAUAAUAGAAUUAAUAUAAAAUUCGUUUUAAUGUACCUUAUUAGUGAAAUUUUAUUCGCCAGAAUUUAUUACCUAUAGAUAUUUUAAAACAAACGACUAUUUUUCAUUUGCUAAAUAUUUUUUUAUUUUAGUACUUCAUUUUUCGGUAAAUGGCAAUAGUGAUGACACUCCCAUGACAUGCCGGCGACGGGGAGGGCAGGACUGAGCGGGUGUGAAAUCGUGCGCGCGGGGUAGAGGCUGAAAGUAUCAUCAAUUGUGGGUUUAUCUGUUAUCGCUACCCGCCUCCCGACCCCCCGCAGACCAUCGGGGGUGUUACGAACGAAUUAGCCAAGCUAUACCUACCUAUCUAAACAAUUAUAAUUUUGAAACAGCUCACAUCACGUGAUUUUGUCUGAAUUCACGUACCUAAGCGAACAAGCUCAUGAUUAUAAAUUUCGGGUGUGUUUCAAUCUUGUCAAUCAUAUAACGAUUGUACAUUUACGUGAGGUAAGCCGUUUUACUUAUUAUAAUAAAAUCUUCAAUUUGAAUUACAAUUGUGCAGUAAUUGUAUACUUUUGUGUGCCUAGUGGGAGUUUUCAAUAUUUUCAUACUGUUACUAUCGCGUUGACGUAAACACAAAUUUAUAUGUAUGUGUAAACGCAGUAGUGCCACUACAUGGCGCUGUUUCAAUUUCUUAAAAAAUCGCGUUUACGUUAACGCGAUAGUAACAGUAUUAAACUGCCACUAGGCAUUACUUCUGAAGUCUACUGGAAUGUGUGUCAUCCCUGGCAACGAUUUAAAAAUGCCUGUAUACACUUUAGUUACUCUUAUACUGAAUGAUAAAACAAUACAAUGUUUCAAGAAUAAAAUAACUAUGAUUUAUAAUGAACAA
Bicyclus anynana (squinting bush brown) is the source of this 4238-nucleotide messenger RNA. Its product is annotated as protein orai. The record is from RefSeq and is a predicted model, not a curated record. Gene Ontology annotation, cellular component: membrane. The coding region runs from base 316 to 1467 and encodes 383 amino acids. Gene Ontology annotation, molecular function: store-operated calcium channel activity. Gene Ontology annotation, biological process: store-operated calcium entry. The transcript has 8 exons. Lineage: Eukaryota; Metazoa; Arthropoda; Insecta; Lepidoptera; Nymphalidae.